This is a messenger RNA of Gopherus flavomarginatus (Mexican gopher tortoise), 5961 nucleotides long. RefSeq names its product protein brambleberry-like. The transcript has 12 exons. The record is from RefSeq and is a predicted model, not a curated record. Bases 205 to 1767 code for a protein of 520 amino acids. NCBI's taxonomy places the organism in Eukaryota, Metazoa, Chordata, Testudines, Testudinidae.
GAGGCAAACCCCAGGAACUGAGCUCUCCUCAUUGAGUCACUGUCCAGCAUUAAUGAUUCUCCUAUCGUGGGGCAGCAGGUUAUUGCCCAGCUCCACUCCUCCUGUACGGACCUGACAGAAGAGGAACUGGCCAAGCUGGGGGUGUCCCUGUUCAACUGCCAAGCGAGUGUGGAGGGGCGCAGGACCUAUCCCUGCACUGCCGACAUGCCCCUCGCGGAAUGCACCGCUGACAUGGACCCUGACACCUGGAACGCCUACCACAUCGUCAGCAACCGGGCCCGCGCCGUCUGCUACUCCACCCGCCAGAUGCAAUUCAAGCGCCGGACGGAGCACACGGUCAACACCCUGGUCUCUGCCGCCAUGACUCAGCUGGAGGCCAUGAGGCUUCUGAAGGACGGCCAGGAGGAACUGAAAGAGCUGACAGCAGAGUCCCUGCACAAGGUGGUGAGCAGCCAGCAUGAGCUGCUGCUCCAGCAGGAGAAGCUGCAGGGCGGCCAGGAGCAGAUGGAGUCUUCCAUCCACAGCAACCUGGAGCAGCUGACUCAGGAGAAGGCCUUGAUUGCCAGCGGGCAGCAGCAGGUGGCUCAGCUCAUUGAGGGCAUCACCAGGAGGAUGGAGAACGUGAGCACCCAUCUAGAUGACCAGGACUUGGAGCUGCAGCAAGGACACAGAGCCAUCCUCACCGACCUCACCCAAAUGCAAAGGCGAGCCCAGGAGGUCUACUCCAAAAUAGAGGCCAACCUGGCGCUGUUCCUGGCCUAUCAGAACCAGACAGCCCUGUACUACGACGAGCUGAUGGGGAAGCUGCACAGGAUGAACCAGAGCCUGGGCCUGGUGCUCUACGCCGUGGGUCACAUGCAGAGCAGCGUGGAGGGCCGGCUCCUGCACAUCCAGAGAUUCAUUGGCUGGGCAGGAGUCAGCCUCGGUGCCGCCUGCACCUGCGUCCUGCACGCUGCCUACUUCCUGCUCUCAGCUCUGCUCAUGACCUUCCUGCAGACCCCAGGUCUGCCCCGCGCUGUGCUCCUGGUCCUGGUCAUCGCCAACGCGCUCUCUGAGCUCAACCACGGCGUCUCCCUGGGCUUCACGUCCCUCACGCUCUUCCUGGUGCUCGUUGUCACUGGUAACUGGCUGCUGGCGAGCUUGUGCUGCUGUGCCCGGAGCGUGAGGGGCCGGAAGCUGCCUCUGGUGCUCUCGCUGACUCCUCAGAGGACAGCGGGGGCCAGCAGCCCUGAAGCAGAGCUCAAGGAUGGUCCCCGCUGUCAUAUCACCUCCACCCCUGACAGGGAGUGUGAAAUUGGCCUCUUGCAGGAAGAGCUGAACAAGCUGGAGGAGAUGAGCUACCUGCAGGACGACUCCUGCCUGGGGAGGGUGUCCCCGCUGACGGGAAACCCCUUUCGGGAUGGGGGCAGGCCGCUGCCCCCUACAGGCUGGAAGGCACAGCCGAGAUCCGCUGCUCCGCCAGCUCCCGGUGUCCCCAUUGGGAACUCGCGCCGCAUCAGUCUGAGCCGCACCACCAGGCACGAGGUGUUGGAGAGGCGGGCCACACUAGAGAGGCGCCACCUGGACCCCGCGUUCGAGCCCUUCUCUGACUUCAGGUCCUGUAGCCCGGACCAGUCCAUGGCUAGUGACAUGUCCACCUCUUCGAUGUCUCCGCGACGCCUGUGCCAGGGCAUCACCAAGGCCGGGCAGCCAUGCAGGAAGAAGGCCGUUCCCGGACAGGAGUUUUGCCACGUUCACGUAUCUGGACAAGUAUCCUACACUAGCUGAGCCUUGGAGCUCUCUGUCAAACCUGUGCAGCCGCUAGGUUAGUCUGGACCUUGGGUGGUUGGCCAGGGACCCGUGGACUCCUGGAGUGCAGCUGGGGCACCACCCCCCCCGUCUCAGCAACAGCCAUUCUGUGGCAUUAUUUUAAACACUGCCUUUGAUUUUAAUGUGUACGUCUGAAUGGAGGGACUAUGUCUGCGGAGAGCCAACAGUCCCUGCCUGGCAGCUUUUCUAGGGGCUCAUGGGGCUUCUUUGAGGAAAGCCCCAUUUUAAAUAGACCACCCUGCUCUGUGAAUGUUCCAACGUGUCUCAAAUGCUUCACCCCAUGAAAACUGCAGGAGAUGAGGAGCUUCUACGUUCACACUGACUCAGGAGCCAGUGGACUGUUUACAAGUCAGCCUGGCUUUUCUAGUGGCCACAGCUGCCCAGCUCCAGCUGGGUUCUUCUGGCCUGUUCCACCUCUGCCAGCCCUCAGGACACUCAUCCGGGUUUAGCUGAGCCGGCAGCACAGACUGCAGCUCCCUCAGCACCACUGGGACAAACCUCUUGUCAGUAAAGAUGCCUGGGGUAAGAAGGUGCCAUGUUGGUAGCCAAGUUUUAUAUGGAAAUCUGCUGUUUGCACAUUGGUUUAAUAAACAACGUUUAUCUACUGCUGGAAUUUCCAUGUCUGUCUCAAAAGAAACCUGAGAGUUCCUGGGCUGUGGACGGGGGCUCCAACCUCUGGCUAAAUGGGGAUGGGGUUGUAUUCAUUUAGAUGAAAAUGAUGUUGGCCAGUCAGAGUCCUGUCAACACUUUACCAGUAUUAACCAAGGUGUGGGGUUUGCUACACAGAGACCUCAGCCUGCUUCGCACCAGGGCAAACCCACCACUAACUAUCCUUUUCACUUCUUACUACAGAUCCAGAAGGAAAAACUGUUCAAGUGUUUGAAAUGUAAAACACAAUCAGGCUUUCGUUUUCACGCCAUCCCUUGUUCCCACUCCCCGUUCACCCGAGAGAGGUUUCAGAAGGAAGCAGGCCCCGCCCCCCGCUCCCUUUGGCAGGCUUUUAGAUGCAAAUAACCAUUCAUUGGGGUAAAAGGGAAGUUGUUGCUGCUGUUAGUUCAAUCUCACUUCCUAGAAGUCAAAACAAGACGACUACACACAGGGGAGAGGAAAGAGCAGCAAAGACAGAAAAAGCAGCUUCUGUCUCCAGUGCUAACUUGUAUUUGCAACCUUACUGCUGGAAAAACCAGGCAGGGCUCAUGGCUUUAGUAGCCACUGUGAGACCUUGCAAGCUUGUACUGCUCUCAGGCUGCUUCGGGCACUCCUUUUUAGCUGCCUCCUGCUGUCCAGACUUACAGCCGUGUUGGCUGGCUGAGCCAGACUCUUACUAGACAGAAGGGAAAGAGGGAUAGGAAAGAAGGAAAAUAAGCUGGGGAAGAAAAAGGACAUGUGGGAGGGGGGACGAAAGAGCCACAGCUCUCACAUGGUGGGUGGGAGUUAGCCGAAGCCGCUGGCAGUGCUGAUGUCACCUGAGGCCCUUUCUCUGGCCUUGUCCAGUUAGGACAUCUCGUGGGACUAGGACAACAAAGGUCUAACCGUUGUGGUGGGUGCUAGAAGCCAGUGGGGGUGGCACUCUUGAAGCUACAGUUGAUGCUUUUUCUCUUCUGUCUGUCAGUGGUUAACUUCCUCUGGACUAUUUCUCUGCCCCUUCCCUUCCCCUCCCCUCCUCACCCCACCAAAAAAAAAAAGUAUUUUCUUUUAAAGGCCCCAAAAGGGAGCAGUGGGUGGAACAGCCUCUCCUCUCAUGAUUUUGUUUGCCAAUUAGGCCUAUUUCCAACACAAAUUUAGUCCACUGAUUUUUGGCCACUGCACCUUGUUUAUGUGCCAUGAUCUUAACACAGUCCUCCGGUCACAGCAGUAGACUCUAGUGCUUUAAAUUAAUUCCCUGUCUCUUUAAAUAUUUUUUCUCAAACAAUUUAUGACAGGCCCUUUGGACAAUCCAUGAACCUUUACCCACUGGGUAAAGUAGGCCUGGCUAGACCUUGUUUACUGCACCAAGGGGUGGUAGGAAACCUGAUGGGGGGUGGGGGGGGAGAGGGAAACUGAGGCUUGUGACGGUUUCCUAUCCCACCUUCCUCCCUCUGUGCCCUGUUCCAAUGUGCCAGCACUUUGGCGAGUUGAAAGUAAGGGUGAUGCUGGCCAGUGGGUGGUAGAACAGGGUUGCAGAGCUCAGGGAUGACCCAUCUCUCCAGCCAAAUGGCAGUGAAGGACGGGGACUGGGGGCCAGGAAGAUGCUAGCUCACCCUGAGAAUAGGGAUGGGCAGCAAUGCUAAAGCUGGGCUAUGGGCCCUCUUGUUCCCUCAACAGGCACCUGUUCAAAUUCUCUAGCCCAGGGUUUCUGGCUGGUCUACGCUGGGGGCGAAGAUCUAAGAUACGCAACUUCAGCUACAUGAAUAGCGUAGCUGAAGUCAAAGUAUCUUAGAUCGAUUUACCGCCCAUCCUCACGGCGCGGGAUUGACGUCCACGGCUCCCUGUGUCGACUCCGCUACUGCCACUCACUCCGGUGGAGUUCCGGAGUUGACGGGAGCACAUUCAGGGAUCGAUAUAUCACAUCUAAAUGAGCCGUGAUAUAUCGAUCGAGCGCUACCUGCUGAUAUAGUGGGUAGUCUGGAUGUACCCUCAAAUGCAAAGCAUGGGUGGAGAUUGGGGAGAGGCAAAGCCCCACCCUGCAGCACUCAGCUGUUACUCCUGAAUAGUAGUUACCAAGAGCAGUGAGAGAUGCUCUGGUGUUUGCACUGGCAGCACCAGCACGAAUCAGAACCAUGCAGCUGCUGGAGACUUGUAGGGCUGGUGUGCCUGGUGCCAGAGGUGGUUCUUGUCAGCGGAGGCAGCUGCAGCAUUUGGACACUGGGGCAUUCUCCAGGACAGCUCCACUGCUCCCACCCAGCCAGGGAACAGGGUGCCUGAGACCUCACAAGCGGCCAGUGACUUCCUGACCCCCCGAGGGCAGGCUCACAACCCAAGGCUACAGGAGAUAGGGACAGAGAGGGGUUUGUUAGAGUGACCACCAGGAAGAGGUGGUGGCUGCACUGAGGUUCCCAGAAACAUUUGUGAGAAAAACUGGCCUGUGCCCAACUUUAGUUAUCUCCUGAGUCACCCAUUCAAACACCCCUGCAGAGCCUGAACUAACAGCAGGGAUGGAAGGGGAUUUUCCUUGGUUGCUGUGUGCGUGGUUUGGGCCAGUGCAGGGGUAAUAACAACCCAACGGGCCACUGCUGUUCUUUGCAAAGGGGAGGGAGGGCAGCCCCAGCAUCUGAGCCUACCUGUUGACACAUCACCACACUAUGAAAUAUGCUUUGUGCUGAGAGCUGCUGGACGAACCAAGGGGUAGGAGCAUCUCUAAUGCUAAACUCACUGGUGCCUUGGUUUAGUGCUUGCCUGCUCCAAAGGCAAUGCUCAUUGCCAGCAGAGGUGUAUAGAGUUUCAACACCCCUCCCCCACAAAAAGCUUGCCUGUCCCUAGGUGUUGGAAUACAGUCCUUGAGUUGCUGGUGCAGACAGACAGGCUGUAACAGUGGCUGGAGAGUGAAUGUUUCAUAUUGUAAGAUCUACAGAGCUGGCUUUUUCCCUUUCUGAAAGAGGCCUGGGGAAAGCAGUUAGCCUAGGGGAGUGGAACAUGGGCACACCUCAAGCCAGCCCUUGUUCAGCUGCAGCCACUCAUGGUAGAUUGCAGUGGCAUCUCCCAGGAAAGCUUCCUAGCUGAGUCUAGGGGACUGCACGUUCUCCCAGGGCAGGUGAUGGGAGUACCUUCACAGAGGAUGGUUAGCAACAAGACUAAAGUAGCAGCAGCAGCUGUAAGAGAUCGUGUCCUCUCUCCCUGCUCUGCUGGAGAGCACUGGAAGCUCCAUCACCUGAUUUAAAAUAAGACCAAGCACCAGAACCUCUUGGGGAUAAGUCCACGCUGAGCCAGAGGGACACCCUAGAAAGCUUACCGACCUUCCAGUUGACUUCUUCCAAACAUCGGUGACAAUAAGUAGUUACAGGGGCAUGGAAGGGCACCUGCUUUGGCUAAUCUCCCCCAACCUGAGCACUGCAGGAGAGCCCCAUUCUGCCAUUCUAACCCUAGAGGAGAAGGCAAGAUUUCUGAUAACGAACAGCCCUCACUGCUGAGCAGCACCAGCCGCUGGCAACAAGAGGGGGAGUGUCCCAGGAACGU